AGUCCCAUCAGUGGCAGACUGUCAGCAGGGAAGCAGGACAUCAGCAGGAGCUGGGGAGCAAAUAUCUCUGUCACUGGGUCCGACUAAGAAUAGUUCUAAUGGCCUCGUUCUGGCUUUGACAAAAUGCCUGAGAACGACGGAGGCGACGGAAGCAUUGUGCAUUCAUGCAUUUUACAAUAUGACUGCAGUCAUGACGACUACAUUUAUUAAGUCACACUGACAAUGAGGCACAUUAGUCAUCAGUCAUCUCUGCCUUCUACUGUAUUAUUUCCUUCUGUGGAGUCAGUUGCAGCGUAUGUGUUUAUGGUGAGUGAAGGAGAAGCAUCCAGCAAAUUAAACAGUGGUUUUUCCACACAUCGUUCCCUCUUUUUCUUACUUGCAGUAAGUUUUUAAUUUUAAAAUUUAAAUUCGGAGUCACAGCAAAAAACAGACAGAAAAGAAUGGAUGAACCAUGAAAACCUUUCCUUUACUACGAUUCACGACCCCUGUUUCCCACUCGCGUGUCAGGGAUUCUGAGCUGCCAAUCACGCGGCUGAUUGGCCACGCCUCCUUUGUAAUUGCUCACCUGGGACUUCCUGAGUCCUAAAAACUAACAUGUGCUGCUGUGCAGAGACGUGUGGCCCUUGUUUAAGGUCGACUUUUUCCAAAUCUGUUAAUCGAGUGCUGUUACGAUUCUCAGGACUGUCUUCUCUUAUUGUUUUGCAGGACUUCAGUUACUUGACAUUUUGCCAAAGUUAAGGGAGCAGGAGGAUGAAGACUUGAUCAUCCAAUGUGAAGCCUUUGAAGAAGCGAUGGCUGAGGAUGAAGAGGAGCUGCUCAAACUGUACGGAGGCAUCGACAUGAGCAAUCACCUGGACGUCUUCAGCGCGCUCUUCAACAAGGUGAGCAGCUACCCGGCCUCCCUCCAGCUGCUGUCCAUCCUGCAGACGCUGCUGAUUCUGGGCCCCAACCGCUCCGACAUCUGGCUGGCUCUGGAGACCAUCACCAACAGGGCCAUUCUGCUGGCACAGGACACUCAGAUGGAGUCGUGUGAGCGGAUCAUGCAGCGGCUGCUGUUCUCCAAGGGCCGGAGCUGUGAGGUGGACGGGCAGCGACGGAAGGUGGAUAAGUCUGUGCAGACCCGGCUGGAUCAACUGGACAACGAGGAGGCGGAGCCUGUGUCCUGUCAGAAGCCCCUGUGUGCCUCCCCUCCCCCUCCCCCUCCUCCACCGCCGCCUGGCAUGCUGGGGGGUCCUCCCCCACCUCCCCCUUUGCCUGGAAUUCCUCCCCCUCCGCCCCUUCCCGGUGGCCCAGGUGUGCCUCCUCCCCCUCCGCCCCUUCCCGGUGGCCCAGGUGUGCCUCCUCCACCUCCGCCCCUGCCCGGGGUGGGCGGGGGGCCUCCACCGCCUCCUCCCUUACCCGGCAUGCCGCCUCCGCCUCCCCCUCCGCCAGGCAUGAUAGUGGCUCAGAGCAGCCAGACCCUCGGGUGCGGCGCACCCUCCAAGGCGAGCCGGUGUCCCACCCUGCGGAUGAAGAAGCUCAACUGGCAGAAACUCCGAGCCGUCACAGAUGGUCAGUCCAUGUGGGCCUCGGUGCAGAAGGAGCCGCCUCCUCGGGAGCCGGACUACAGCAGCAUCGAGCAGCUGUUCUGUCUGCCGGUGACGGAGCCCAAAGACAAGGGGGCAGCUGCUCCUGUCAAGAAGGAGCCUAAAGAGAUUACCUUUAUUGAUCCAAAGAAGAACCUGAAUGUGAAUAUAUUCUUGAAGCAGUUCAAAUGCACGAAUGAGGACUUCGUGGCCAUGAUCCAGAGCGGAGACCGCAGCCGCUUCGACGUGGAGGUGCUGAAACAGCUUCUGAAGCUGCUGCCGGAGAAGCACGAGAUCGAAAAUCUCAAGUCCUUCCAAGGGGAGAAGGUCAAGCUGGCCAACGUUGACCGCUUCUACACCUCCCUGCUGUCUGUGCCAUGUUACCAGCUGAGGAUCGAGUGCAUGUUGUUGUGCGAGGAGUCGUCAUCGGUGCUGGACAUGCUCAGGCCCAAGGUGGCGCUGGUAGAGGAGGCCUGUCAGUCUCUCAGGACCAGCUCGCUGCUGCCCAGCUUCUGCAGGCUCAUUCUCGACGUGGGGAACUUCCUCAACUACGGGAGUCACACGGGGAACGCAGAGGGCUUCAGGAUCAGCUCCCUGCUGAAGCUUACCGAGACCAAGGCCAACAAGAGCCGCAUCACGCUGCUCCAUCACAUCCUGGAGGAAGCGGAGGCGAAUCACACCGAGCUGCUGGUGCUGCCAGACGACAUCGAGAUCUGUGAGAAAGCUGCGGGAGUUAAUCUGGACUCUGUUCAGUCGGAGGCCAGCGCUUUGCUGAAGCGGCUCAACGACACGUCCAGGAAGGUGUCCGGCUCUGUGGCUGAGGUGAAGGAGCAGUACACAGAGGUGCUGGAGGAAUGUUUGGAGGCGUGUAAAGCUUUAACCGAAAGGUUCGCUGAGAUCGAGAAGAAGAGGAGUGAGCUGGCUGUCUAUUUAUGUGAAGACGCUAAUCAGCUGUCGCUGCAGGAACUCUUUGGAACCAUCGGGACUUUCCGACAACUUUUCAUCAAGUCACUGAAGGAAAACAAAACCAGGAAAGAGCAGGCGGCCAAAGCUGAGAAGAGAAAGCAGCAGCUGGCAGAGGAAGAGUCCAAGAGACAGAAGGGAGAGAAUGGGAAAAUCAUCAAGAAAGGCAUCGUCCCUCAGAACGAUGGCUGCAUCAUUGAACACCUCCUGGCAGAUAUCAGGAAAGGUUUCAGCCUGAGAAAGACCAGGCCCAGGUGCGAUUCGGAAAGCCUCCCUUCUAGUGAAAUGCGUAGGGAUAUCUGCCCGCCUGGUUCAAGUGUCAAGUCUGUAAGCGACGAAGCCGCAGGAGCAGCCACGCUCUCAACUCCCACCAAGCGUCAGACGCAGGGUCAUCAGGCCUCCACAGGCGAAGUGAACGGAUUCAUCAGCCCGUCAGACAAGGCUCCGCCCGCUCAGGCAGCUCCGCCUCCCAGCACACCCCCAGAAGAAGCGCCCCCGGAACGGCCUGCGUCGCUGCAGGUGGGGCGACACCUGGAGAAACCUGCGACGGCUCAGCCUGAGGCCGACGGGGGGCGUCUCCCCACGGACGGCUUCUCGCAGGACUCAACGGAGACCAGCGUCUUCAGCCCCUCCUCCCUCUCGGAUUGCGAGCUGCUGGAGGCGUCUCCCGGGCUGGCGCCCGAAAAGCCCUCAGAUGUCACUGUUAAUGUUCAGAUCACAGAAAAUCCUGUACCCAAUAAAGACAUGCAUGCGACACAGACUGAAGAAAGUCAUUUAGUAGACGAGACGAGUAGGAACGCAAGUCUCCUAGAGGAGACUGCAGGACGAGACGAGGGCUGCGAGGAGCCGCCACACGUUAGAGCCACCUCCGGCCCCGAUGAGGUGGUGCCUGAGUACCGGUCGGACCCUGGGAGCCUUGUGAGCGCGCUCAGUGAGGGCGUCGAAGGGUGGGACGUGACCGACGGAAGCAAAGUAGAGGACCCGCCGUCGGUCUCCAACCAACCAAAGAAGCGGCAGUCUCUCUUUAAACGGAACAAAAAGAAGAGUAACCAAGGUAAUCCAGCCCUUAAGCUCAGUAACGCCGGCCUGCUGCCGCGUCUUAGAGGCAAAGCCCUGCUUGUUGUAUUGCAUUUUGCUUUUUAUCUUUUAUGUACGAGCUACUUUAGUUUAUGUUGGUGACUAUGUUGCAUGCUCAUGAGCUUUUAUUAAAGAGUGCGGCUGCGCUGCGCGGCCCUUGAUUUGCA
Molecule: messenger RNA, 3772 nt
Organism: Betta splendens (Siamese fighting fish)
Lineage: Eukaryota; Metazoa; Chordata; Actinopteri; Anabantiformes; Osphronemidae
Product: inverted formin-2-like
Molecular function (GO): actin binding
Source: RefSeq, a predicted model, not a curated record